This is a messenger RNA of Coregonus sp. 'balchen', 14704 nucleotides long. The record is from the annotation of a GenBank genome assembly. NCBI's taxonomy places the organism in Eukaryota, Metazoa, Chordata, Actinopteri, Salmoniformes, Salmonidae.
AUGACCUCUAUCAACGUGAAUAAAUUAAAGUUAAACGAGUUGAAAGACGAGCUGAAGAAGAGGCAACUGUCCGACAAGGGGCUGAAUGCCGAAUUUAUGGACAGCCUGCAGGCGGUGCUGAAUGAAGCCGGAGGAGCUGAGGCGGGGGAGUACUGCAGCCAAGGCGACCGGGCAGUCGGACUGAAUGACAUGGGCGAGGAGGACCUGGAUGAAGACCUGAUUAGGGAGAGCAUGGAGGCGGACGGAUUGGAAGAUGGAGACAGGGUAGAAGGGGGCGAAGCAGAGAAUGAAUUCGCCAAUAUCGAUGAUGAUAUGGGGGAGGAGGAUGCGGGAGUAGAUAUGGAUACAUCGGAUGAAGAUGAACUACUAAAAGAAGAUGAUGAGGAGAUUGAUAAAUUCGAUGAUGAUGAUGCUGCACUAAGGUCUCUCCCUGGAGAGGGUAAGCGAUACAAGCCAGUUAAUCGACCCUGCCAAGGUUGUUGAGCAGCGGCUAGCGUUCACGUCUUGAAUAACAGUUCAUCAAAGAUAUGUCAACCAGUUAGCCUGCUAAGUUAACCAGCUAUUGUACAGUAGCUAUAUCGGAAUUUAUGCAAGGAUCCAGUGUAGCUAGAUAGCUAUUUGUGGACUGUAAUGUUUUGUAUGGUUGCACAUGACAGGUGUAUGUUUACACGCACUGGUUUUGUGUGCCGGGUUUGCGUUUCUUCAAGCGGCAGACAAAGAUACACUUGCCUGUGUGCAGAUGAUUGGUGUGGUUAGCUAGCUAGCUGUGCAAAACUGGCUAGUGGCGACGCACCUCAAUACCUGCUUUGUUAUUGUUUUAUUUCCGAAGGGGAUGCUGACAAAGACACGAGCGGAGAGCAGAAAAAUAAGAAGGGUGUUAAGAGACGCCGGGAGGAACAUGGAAGGGGCUACUUUGAGUUUAUUGAAGAAAGCAAGUACAGCCGAUAAGGAUGGUGCAGUAGAUGGGCCCUCGGUUAGCUCAGAGUCGCUUCGGUCUGUUGUGUUGACUUUAACAACCAACACAGUCCUAAAUGUUAACCCUGACCCGGCUGCUGAUAUUUUUUUGUUUACAUGUUCCUUGUGAAGAGGGCAUAACCUUACUAUAACCUGUUACUACUGAACACAGUGUUGCCACUGCAAACCCAUUUCUGUAGGUAGCCUAAUGGUGCUUGGCAGUUAGUGAUAGGGAGGGUUAUGGCGAAAAAUGUAUGCACUCACUAAUUGUAAAUCGCUCUGGAUUUUAUUGACAACCAAAUGUUCCGCGACACAAAGACUACUCCAUGGCUAUUCUGAAAGUUCUAAUAGAGGAGUCGAAUAAUGGAACACCCAAUACUAGCCAUGUAAUAAAACACAUUUAUAGUAUUUUAUGAAGGGAUAAGACAGCAUUAGAAGAAAGGAUAACUAGCAAAGUAAUAACAUCUUCAAAUAUAAAUAAUUAGAACACAAAAGUACUCAAUCAACAUGGUGGAGAUAAAAACAUAGCAAACAGAAGACAUAGAAGGCACAGUAUGUGGAUAUGCGUGGAUGUAUUGUGAUGGAAGGUGUGGUGUGCGUUUUUGUGUUUGGAAAAGUGUGGCGUUAAGUGAGUGAGAAAGGAAAUGGUUGCAUAUCCCAGAACCAAUGUGUGUUUGUGAGCAGGGGUUGUGAGAGAGAGCUUUCAAUUUUGUUCAGAUGACUUAAAAAAAAAAAAAGUAUACAUACAAGUAUACAUCCCCAUUUUUUUUUGUGUCCUAUCAUGAUGGAACGGUCCCCAACCCUAUAUCCUAGACAUCCACCUGACCGACCCAUACACCAAAGAGAAGUCCCCAUCUGUUUUAUGGCCCUGCUGUAGGUUGCCUAUAUGCAGCCAAAACAGAAAAAUUAAUGCGAUCAGAGACCUACUAGAGCAGCACCGCCCCCUCAAGAUUCUGAGCCUGCCUGGCAGGGUUGGUCCUACAAAGCCAGAGCCCCCUGAUGGGAGAGCAUAAUAUACAAGGAAAUUCUCAAAGCUGCUAAUGAGAACCUUGACGACCUUGUACCUAGCCGGUGGGGUACCCCCACCCAGGUAGUGGCAGUGCUGGCAACACUGGCUGCAGUAACCCAUGGGGAGAGGGUCACUCUGACAAUCAGAGAGGGGGCAUAUUAUUGUGGCCCUGGUGGCACAAAAUAAUCAAAGGUGCUUGGGAAAAUGGUUACAACGGGGGACCAGAGUGUGUGUGUUUCAGGGGAAGGGGGUGGAUUCUGAUCUCCAUCACCUAGGACUUGACAUAGGUUAAUCAAAUCUCAAUUAUUUGGUCAAUUUUUGCUCAAUCUUGCAUGCUUUCUCAAACAGCUGUAACUGUAUAUGCAUUCAUAAAUCAGGUCCUUUCUUGAGUUGGGCUCUGGGAUGUAACAACCAAGGGGUUGAGUGUGUUAGAGUAUGUGCGUGUGUGUGUUUAUCCCAAAUCUAUUGCAAGGGGGUAAGGAUGUUAGGGAGAAUAUAGGAUGAACCACUAAUUGUUUGCUAAAAUAAUAAUUGCGUGACAAAAAUAUAAUGCAAUGGCAAUCCGGGUUAUAGGUAACAAUCCUUUGCAUGAACUGCUGACAUUAUUACACAUAUUCAUUGAUAGUGAUGGAAAUUAAGAUAUGCAAGAUAUUUGAAUAGAUAAAUAUUUUUAAGAGCUAUAUAUAAAGCAAAUUGAGGUGAGAGCAUUGGAAAUGCUUUUGGCGGUUGACCUGCUUCUGUUUUAUGGGUGGCACUGUGUGCUGUUUUCAAAGUAUGGAUCCUGGCCUUUCGGGGGCCUAGGGAUCCGGGGGGACGGGGGUGGUCUGCCGAUCACUGGGAUGACAACCCAACUUGGGAUGGGCAGGGGCUUUAGUGGGGGGAAUAGUGGAGAACAAUUGGAGGGUUACUUAGUAGCAAUGCAAAUAUCAUGGUACAGCUACAGUGAGGGAAAAAAGUAUUUGAUCCCCUGCUGAUUUUGUACGUUUGCCCACUGACAAAGAAAUGAUCAGUCUAUAAUUUUAAUGGUAGGUUUAUUUGAACAGUGAGAGACAGAAUAACAACAAAAAAAUCCAGAAAAACGCAUGUCAAAAAUGUUAUAAAUUGAUUUGCAUUUUAAUGAGGGAAAUAAGUAUUUGACUCCUCUGCAAAACAUAACUUAGAACAUGGUGGCAAAACUCUUGUUGGCAAUCACAGAGGUCAGACGUUUCUUGUAGUUGGCCACCAGGUUUGCACAUAUCUCAGGAGGGAUUUUGUCCCACUCCUCUUUGCAGAUCUUCUCCAAGUCAUUAAGGUUUCGAGGCUGACGUUUGGCAACUCGAACCUUCAGCUCCCUCCACAGAUUUUCUAUGGAAUUAAGGUCUGGAGACUGGCUAGGCCACUCCAGGACCCUAAUGUACUUCUUCUUGAGCCACUCCUUUGUUGCCUUAGCCGUGUGUUUUGGGUCAUUGUCAUGCUGGAAUACCCAUCCACGACCCAUUUUCAAUGCCCUGGCUGAGGGAAGGAGGUUCUCACCCAAGAUUUGACGGUACAUGUCCCCGUCCAUCGCCCCUUUGAUGCGGUGAAGUUGUCCUGUCCCCUUAGCAGAAAAACACCCCCUUAGCAUAAUGUUUCCACCUCCAUGUUUGACGGUGGGGAUGGUGUUCUUGGGGUCAUAGGCAGCAUUCCUCCUCCUCCAAACACGUUGAGUUGAGUUGAGUUGAUGCCAAAGAGCUCGAUUUUGGUCUCAUCUGACCACAACACUUUCACCCAGUUCUCCUCUGAAUCAUUCCGAUGUUCAUUGGCAAACUUCAGACGGGCCUGUAUAUGUGCUUUCUUGAGCAGGGGGACCUUGCGGGCGCUGCAGGAUUUCAGUCCUUCACGGCAUAGUGUGUUACCAAUUGUUUUCUUGGUGACUAUGGUCCCAGCUGCCUUGAGAUCAUUGACAAGAUCCUCCUGUGUAGAUCUGGGCUGAUUCCUCACUGUUCUCAUGAUCGUUGCAACUCCACGAGGUGAGAUCUUGCAUGGAGCCCCAGGCCGAGGGAGAUUGACAGGUCUUUUGUGUUUCUUCCAUUUGCGAAUAAUCGCACCAACUGUUGUCACCUUCUCACCAAGCUGCUUGGCGAUGGUCUUGUAGCCCAUUCCAGCCUUGUGUAGGUCUACAAUCUUGUCCCUGACAUCCUUGGAGAGCUCUUUGGUCUUGGCCAUGGUGGAGAGUUUGGAAUCUGAUUGAUUGAUUGCGUCUGUGGACAGGUGUCUUUUAUACAGGUAACAAACUGAGAUUAGGAGCACUCCCUUUAAGAGUGUGCUCCUAAUCUCAGCUCGUUACCUGUAUAAAAGACACCUGGGAGCCAGAAAUCUUUCUGAUUGAGAGGGGGUCAAAUACUUAUUUCCCCCAUUAAAAUGCAAAUCAAUUUAUAACAUUUAUGACAUGCGUUUUUCCUGAUUUUUUUGUUGUUAUUCUGUCUCUCACUGUUCAAAUAAACCUACCAUUAAAAUUAUAGACUGAUCAUUUCUUUGUCAGUGGGCAAAUGUACAAAAUCAGCAGGGGAUCAAAUACUUUUUUCCCUCACUGUAUCACUAAAAGCUUCAGUCAUAAAAAAGUUAUACUUAAAUCCGAACUGGUUCUCUAGCAAAUUAGUAAGAUUGUCUCACCCCAUGUUCAAGAAUGGCCUUUUUCCCUUUAUUCAGAUUACAACCUCUCACUUUCAGUUACAGUUGAAGUCGGAAGUUUACAUACACCUUAGCCAAAUACAUUUAAACUCAGUUGUUCACAAUUCCUGACAUUUAAUCCUAGUAAAAAUUCCCUGUCUUAGGUCAGUUAGGAUCACCACUUUAUUUUAAGAAUGUGAAAUGUCAGAAUAGUAGUAGAGAGAAUUAUUUAUUUCAGCUUUUAUUUCUUUCAUCACAUUCCCAGUGGGUCAGAAGUUUACAUACACUCAAUUAGUAUUUGGUAGCAUUGCCUUUAAAUUGUUUAACUUGGGUCAAACGUUUUGGGUAGCCUUCCACAGGCUUCCCACAAUACGUUGGGUGAAUUUUGACCCAUUCCUCCUGACAGAGCUCGUGUAACUGAGUCAGGUUUGAAGGCCUCCUUGCUCGCACACGCUUUUUCAGUUCUGCCCACAAAUGUUCUAUAGGAUUGAGGUCAGGGCUUUAUGAUGGCCACUCCAAUACCUUGACUUUGUUGUCCUUAAGCCAUUUUGCCACAACUUUGGAAGUAUGCUUGGGGUCAUUGUCCAUUUGGAAGACCCAUUUGCGACCAAGCUUUAACUUCCUGACUGAUGUCUUGAGAUGUUGCUUCAAUAUAUCCACAUAAUUUUCCUUCCUCAUGAUGCCAUCUAUUUUGUGAAGUGCACCAGUCCCUCCUGCAGCAAAGCAACCCCACAGCAUGUUGCUGCCACCCCCGUGCUUCACGGUUGUGAUGGUGUUCUUCGGCUUGCAAGUACCCCCUUUUUCCUCCAAACAUAACGAUGGUCAUUAUGGCCAAACAGUUCUAUCAGACCAGAGGACAUUUCUCCAAAAAGUACGAUCUUUGUCCCCAUGUGCAGUUGUAAACCGUGGUCUGGAUUUUUUAUGGCGGUUUUGGAGAAGUGGCUUCUUCCUUGCUGAGUGGCCUUUCAGGUUAUGUCGAUAUAGGACUUGUUUUACUGUGGAUAUAGAUACUUUUGUACCUGUUUCCUCCAGCAUCUUCACAAGGUCCUUUGCUGUUGUUCUGGGAUUGAUUUGCACUUUUCGCACCAAAGUACGUUCAUCUCUAGGAGACAGAACGCUUCUCCUUCCUGAGUGGUAUGACGGCUGCGUGGUCCCAUGGUGUUUAUACGUACUAUUGUUUGUACAGAUGAACGUGGUACCUUCUGGCGUUUGGAAAUUGCUCCCAAGGAUGAACCAGACUUGUGGAGGUCUUCACAUUUUUUUCUGAGGUCUUGGCUGAUUUCUUUUGAUUUUCCCAUGAUGUCAAGCAAAGAGGCACUGAGUUUGAAGGUAGGCCUUGAAAUACAGCAACAGGUACACCUCCAAUUGACUCAAAUGUUGUCAAUUAGCCUAUCAGAAGCUUCUAAAGCCAUGACUUCAUUUUCUGGAAUUUUCCAAGCUGUUUAAAGGCACAGUCAACUUAGUGUAUGUAAACUUCUGACCCACUGGAAUUGUGAUACAGUGAAAUAAUCUGUCUGUAAACAAUUGUUGGAAAAAUGACUUGUGUCAUGCUCAAAGUAGAUGUCCUAACCGACUUGCCAAAACUAUAGUUUGUUAACAAGACAUUUGUGGAGUGGUUGAAAAACUAGUUUUAAUGACUCCAACCUAAGUGUAUGUAAACUUCCGACUUAAACUGUAUGUUUAUGUAUGUAUGUAUGUGUGUUAUGUCUCGUCUAAAACAAUCUCGGUCGACCAACAUUCUAACGACCAAACAAUGGGCCAGUCGACUAAUUGGGAUCAGCCCUAACGGGAGGUUGCCCUGACCCACGCACUGUUGGACAACAGAGUGGAGCAGUGGGACGAAGGAAAGCAACUGUGUCUCUGUCGGUUUUCUGUCUGUCCAGUAGUAUUAAGCUUGGGCAAUUUUCUUUUUUUUUCGCCUAGUAGGCUGCAAUAAAAGUGUGUGUGAGAGAUUAUUUUCCUCUAAUAUUGAUUGUAUUUUCUCCUUACAGGCCAACGUCUUCGAUACACGUGUUAUAAACCCCUUCACUGGUGAACAGAUAGAUAUUCUGUAGAUCAACAAAACUUCAUUUUAAACUGGUUGUACAUAUGAUUCAGGAUCUAUGGAAAAUAACUCCCAUCACACAUCUCUCCUAAUGGCAAACAGAGCUGAAUAUCUUCACCAUUAUAGUUUUCUGUUAUGUGUCCAUCCUCAUCUAAAGUGCAUGAAUGGUGUGUACGUUAGGUUUUUCUUAGAAUGUUGUUGGAAGAUCAUACAUCAUAUCACAUACACCAAGAGAGAGGUUGCUAGUCUGAUUUAUUUUCACCAGAAGAAAUGAAUAUCCAAUGGUAUACUAACAUUAGUGAACAUUAGGUGACAUUUCUCACAGAUUUGUUUAUCACGCCCUGCAGUUUCAUAGUGAAGAUUGUGGCAGGCAUUUGACCUUGACAACUUUAAUUCCAUUGUUGAUCAAUCUUGUCAGAACUGGUGCAUGAAGUCUUUCCCCUAGAGUAAGUUGGGAGGCAAAGGCCCCCAAAGCAACAUUUACUCCUUCAUGCACCUAAGUAGUCAGUUAAAACCAAUAAAAGCAAAACUCUUUUAGAUAGUUUUUGUUGAGUGAGAAAGACGUGCCCCUCCGGUGUCCUCCCCUGCCUUACCCCUCCUGCCUCACCCUUCCUCUUGCUCUCUUCCAGGGCCAAGUCCCCCCAGCCCCCCCCCCCCCCGGAGGAAGAAGAUGAGGAGCUUGACGACACCACCGUCUGCCUGGACACCUGUGAGUAGAAUUUAUUAGAAGAUUGAGCUGUGAUCAAUGUGUGAUAGUGACCAAUUGUGUUCAUAUUCACUGUGUGUGUGACCACAGAUAACAGCGACCUGCACUUCAAGGUGUCCCGGGACCGUUACAGCGCGUCAUCCCUCACAAUGGAGAGCUUUGCCUACCUGUGGGCUGGAGGCAGAGCUUCCUACGGAGUUGCUCAGGGAAAGGCCUGCUUUGAGAUGAAGGUGAGGAGAGUCAUCGUCAACAACACACACACACCAGAUUUACAUUUAACAGCCAUUUGUAAAUUUACCGGACCCAUUAGGGCGUCCACCCACGGUGCUCAGAAUGACCGGUAAGCAAGGUAAGACAUGCCUCAUAAUAUGAAGUAAAACGUUCAGGUUUACAAUAACUAAGUAUAUGUUUUCAAAACUCCAGUUCACAUUGCAAAGUGGUGGGUGACGCGUUGAUAGCCUGUCUACCAUUGCCUAUAUGCAUUUGGAGGUGCGCUUCAAUUACCAGUUGAGAAAUAAAAAUAGUACCUCUUUUUAAUCGUGGCCAUCAAAACUGUUUUUAACACGUGAUUGCAUUUAGUUGUUUGUUGCGUAAUGACUGGGCUUAUAAAAGCACGUUUCACUCCAGCAGCAAGGACCUGCAGCUCUAGCACUGUCUGAGGUGAUAUUCCGCUCAAAAUAGGCUCUGUCUGUAUGUUGUGCACGUUUGAUAAAGAAGAUGCAUGAUGACUAACGAAAAUACACAGGCCAAUUAAAUUCCACUAAAUUAUGCAAAUUAACCGAUAGACUGAUAAGCAUGCCGGUGAAAUGUAUUUACUAGUGAUGGGAAGUUCGUCUCUUUUUACUGACUCUGAUCUUUUCUACUCCUUCAGUCAAAAGAACAAAGACUCUGUCGUUCAUUUGGGUUAGUAAUUCCCAGAGCACCCAGGACCCCCUACCGGCGAACGAUGAACUGAAAACUCGAUAGAGUCAUCGUUCUACAAGCCUCUCGUUCACGUUGUUCACCAUAGAGGGCUUAUUGGAGCUGUUAAUUGUGACUGAGACUUGUAAACGUGUGCUUUAAACAAUGUAUUUGUUGAUUGCUAGGCAUGCAAAUACGAUUAUUUCUUGAUACAUUUGAAACAAGGUCUUGUUGAGGCUGCCACCGGACUCGAUUGUGAACGACUCUUGGCGGAAUGCGUUGCUUGACUGCCGUAAGAGUGAUGAGCACAAUGUCAUUUGUGAACUGCAGCCCCCCCCCCCCCAAACUAUUUGUUUGUUGAGCAGAGGCUGUGUAUGUUUUGGUUUUACAAAGCUGUGUCAAUCAUAACAUUCAAUAAUCAGUUAAUUGCAUUCAUUCUUGCACCAAGCAAGAUAUUAUCAGUUCUAAACAUUUUUGUCUUCUCUAUGCUCAGUAUCUAUUUUCAUGCGCGCAUAUGACAGACAGAUGUCGGAACACGUCUCUGGAGCUGCUGAGCCAGAGGAGGGUGUAUUAUCCUGGUAAAUGAUUCAUUGCAGCCAACACUAACAGGUCGGAUGAACGACUAAAAUGAACGAGUCACUCAAAAAAAUGAAUCAUGACUCUCGAGUCAGUAAAAAGAGUCGUUCAAAAAGAACGAAUCAUUCGAAUUGCACAUCACUAGUAUUCCCAUCAAUGGAAAAAAUGAUUAUUUUGCAGUGGGAUUGUUUUUAUUCUCCCGAUCAAUUUGGCCGGCAUUUAUAGGCUUUAAAAAAAGAAAAUUGUCCAAAAGCCGGCAAUUACCGGCUAAAGGAAACCCUCACACACACAAUCCUGGAUUAAAAAUAAUCACAUUUAUUUUAUAAAGCCCUUUUUACAUCAGCAAUUGUCACAAAGUGCUUUACAGAAACCCAGCCUAAAACCACUGAUGAUUAUGAUGAUGAUGGUCUGUUUUGAGAUGGUAAAGAUACAGAACAUCAUGACAAACACACACACACACACACCUCUCACCCUCAGUGUGUUCUCCCCAGAUCAUCGAGAAGAUCCCAGUAAAACAUAUCUCCAGUAAAGGCAUAGACAUCCACGAGGUUCUGGUGGGCUGGUCAUUAGCCAAUGGAACACUGUUACUGGGUGAGUGAGCUAUUAGACCAGGAAUGGGCAACUUUGAUAGGGGUGGGGACCACAAGAAAUCGGAACUCAUCAUGAGGGGCCACAGUGGCUUGAGGGUCUGCCUACCCACAUCCAUACCCACACAUGCAAUCCGAACCGGCCCUAGCCUUUUGGGGGAAAUCCACCAAAAAAUUGCUGACAUGGGAUAAUUGAGUGACUGUCAGUAGCAAGGUUCCAUCAAAUUGGCGACCGAUUUUCAUAGGAAUAUUCUACAAUCCGCACAAAGAAAAUAUGCAAAUUUUCCCACCAGUGGUAUGUUUCCACCAAAUUGACUUGUUGCGGUUAAAAAUCAAUGCGUGAUGACGUGAAUUCGGAAAAUAUUCAGACCCCUUCACUUUUUCCACAUUUUGUUACUUUACAGCCUUAUUCUAAAAUUGAUUUUAAAAAUAAUAAAAAUCAUCAAUCUAUAGACAAUACCCCAUAAUGACAAAGCGAAAACUGUUUUUUUGAUUUUUUUUGCAAAUAUAUUAAAAAUAAACAUACCUUAUUUACAUAAGUAUUCAGACCCUUUGCUAUGAGACUCGAAAUUGAGCUCAGGUGCAUCCUGUUUCCAUUGAUCAUCCUUGAGCUGUUUCUACAACUUGGAGUCCACAUGUGGUAAGUUCAAUUGAUUGGACUUUAUUUGGCAAGGCACACACCUGUCUAUAUAAGGUCCCACAGUUGGCAGUGCAUGUCAGAGCAAAAACCAAGCCAUGAGGUCGAAGGAAUUGUCCGUAGAGCUCCAAGACAGGCUUGUAUCGAGACACAGAUCUGGGGAAGGGUACCAAAACAUGUCUGCAGAAUUGAAGGUCCCCAAGAACACAGUGGCCUCCAUCAUUCUUAAAUGGAAGAAGUUUGGAACCACCAAGACUCUUCCUUGAGCUGGCCGCCCAGCCAAACUGAGCAAUCGGGGGAGAAGGAUCUUGGUCAGGGAGGUGACCAAGAACACGAUGGCCACUCUGACAGAGCUCCAGAUUUCCUCUGUGGAGAUGGGAGAACCUUCCAGAAGAACAACCAUCUCUGCAGCACUCCACCAAUCAGGCCUUUAUGGUAGAGUGGCCAGACGGAAGCCACUCCUCAGUAAAAGGCACAUGACAGCCCGCUUGGAGUUUGCCAAAGGACUCUCAGACCAUGAGAAACAAGAUUCUCUGGUCUGAUGAAACCAAGAUUGAACUCUUUGGCCUGAAUGCCAAGCGUCACGUCUGGAGGAAACCUGGCACCAUCCCUACAGUGAAGCAUGGUGGUGGCAGCAUCAUGCUGUGGGGAUGUUUUUCAGCGGCAGGAACUGAAAGACUAGUUAGGAUCGAGGGAAAGAUGAACGGAGCAAAGUACAGAGAUCCUUGAUGAAAACCUGCUCCAGAGUGCUCAGGACCUCCGGCUGGGGCGAAGGUUCACCUUCCAACAGGACAACAACCCCAAGCACACAGCCAAGACAACGCAGGAGUGGCUUCGGGACAAGUCUCUGAAUGUCCUUGAGUGGCCCAGCCAGAGCCUGGACUUGAACCCGAUCGAACAUCUCUGGAGAGACCUGAAAAUAGCUGAGCAGCGACGCUCCCCAUCUACAUUAGCAGAAAUUUCUAAAACCCUGUUUUUGCUUUGUCAUUAUGGGGUAUUGUUUGUAGAUUGAUGAGGGAAAAAACUAUUUAAUCAAUUUUACAAUAAGGCUGUAAAUAAAUGUGGAAAAAGUCAAGGGGUCUGAAUACUUUCCGAAUGCACUGUAGUGCAAACAAAAUGCACUUUGUCGCUAAAGUUUUAAUGUACCGAAUCAAAAGUUAAAUGUUUUUCCAUCGCAUUUCCAACCGCUGGCAGAUACAGUGUGGGUAGGCUGUGCGAGUUGGCUAGUCUACAUGAUGAGACUAUUAUGGAUAAGAGCGAGAAUAUUUUUAUUUUUCAAACGGCAGUCAAGCAUCGAUCAUCAUGUCACCAGAAUAAGAACCCUCAAUAUUUAUUGGAAAGCAGCAUCAAGCUCAUCACCUUCCACUUUCACCACCCUGUGAAGUUCAUCAUCUUAUUUCAUCUGUAGCGUAAUAAACUGCAUGGUUUCCAGAUUUGUAGUGGGAGGACCACCCACCAUAUCAUCGCGUGACUCCAAAUUUACCUCGAUCUGAUGGUUAUUAUAUCAAUAUAUGCGCAUAAAGGGGUUUCCUGCGCCAUUUCCCGCAUAAUUCAUUUUACCGACACAAAAAGAUCCCACCAUGUCGAACGAACAAAUUAUCUGUUGGCAUUUAUAAAAUUCCACAAACUUCCUGUUUCCUUCACAGCUGUUGUGAUGUAUUUUUUUUUUUUAUACAAUAUGACUUCGCUCGCAUAAAAACUGUGGAUGGAAACGCUGAUACACAACCAUUUGAAAUUUCGAAAUUGCACCUUGUGUAUUCUACUAUUCUAACUCUCAACAGUAAGUUGAGACCCCGAAUGAGUUCCAAUUUUUUAAAAUAAAUCCCUGCAUUAGACCAACCAAUAGAAUUCAGUGGACUCCUGAUAUAUGCUAAGGGAAACCCCUGGUGUGUUGUCCAUAUGUAUCAUAACUCCCUGUCUGACUGUGUGACUGUCUGCUUUGAUGUCCUCAGGAGAGGAGGAACACUCGUAUGCCUUCUCUGCCAAAGGGAAUAAAACCACCAACUGUGUCACAGGACUUCAGAGAGUCCUUUGACGAAAACGAUGUCGUUGGAUGCCUGAUCGUAAGAUAUUUCAAUGAUCACUUUGUCACAUUUCGCUCAAAGAGCUAAAUAGCCACUUUUUGUCUCAAAAUAAGAUGUCAAUUUUAUUUUACAGCUUUACUAGUGCAGAUGAAACUGCUGCUGAUGAUGUUUUGUUUGUCCUCCCUCCUCCAGAACUUUGAGGGCUCGGAGGUAGAGGUGUCCUUCAGUAAGAACAGCCAGGACCUGGGCCUGGCCUUCAAGGUGGACAAGGCCUCUCUGGAGGACGGCCCCUCUUCCCUCACGUCCUCUGUCACAACUGUGCUGUAGAGUUCAACUUUGGCCAGAGGGAGGCGCCACUGUUCGCCCCGCCAGACGACUACAGCUUCCUACAGCAGAUCCCCGUCAGUAGGAGGGUUCGAGGCCCCAAAGGGCCCGACACCAAGGACGUCUGUUGAGGUGAGUGUGUGUUCGGUUUUCCUUUUAUUGAAUCCCAUUCAAUGUUUUCAAUUCUGGACUCCCCACACUCACUGUAUCCCACAUUUGACCACACGGCCCAUUGAAAAUGCAUUAGUCAUUCACGUUGCGCACGUUGCGGCCAUUAUUAAAAUGGCCCUUACUCACUCUUGUCAAUCACCCAGGUGAUCGUGAUGGUAGGGCUGCCAGGUGCUGGGAAAACGGAGUGGGUCACCAAGCACACCCAGGAGCACCCUGGGAAAUACAAUAUCCUGGGAACCAACACCUUCCUGGAGAAGAUGAUGGUGAGUGGUGUUUAAAGGGACAGGACAGCUCACCUUAAAGGGACGGUUCACCCCAAAGUCAGAUGAUUCCAUUCCUCAAAAUUCUCUGCUCUCCUCUGCCAGAUUGACAGUCUGAAACGCCAAAUGAAGGAUGUCACCAAACUUACCGCCAUCUCCCAGCGUGCACCUCUCUUCCUGGGGAAGUUCAUAGAGAUCGCUGCUCGCAAAAAACGCAACUACAUCCUCGACCGGGUAACCACUGAAGCUUUUGAUUUUGUGUAUUUGUUCAAUUGUCGUCUGGAUAACUUAUGGAAAAUAAAAUCACAAAAGAUUUGGCUAAUUCAUCAUCGUCAUCAUCCUCAUGAGCAAGAAAUACAACUCAGUUCUGUGUGUGUGAAUGGAAUGAUUUCUGUAGUUGAAUGGGUGGAUAUGACUUUAACCCUGGUACCUGUCUCUCCGCCUUCUCUCUAUCACAGACCAAUGUGUCCGCCCCAGCCCAGAGGAGGAAGAUGUGUCUGUUUGCAGGCUUCCAGAGGAAGGCCGUGGUGGUGUGUCCUACUGACGACGACUACAAGCAGUGGACGCAGAAGAAAGCCGAGACAGACAGGAAAGACGUUCCCGAGCACGCCGUACUCAAGAUGAAAGGUGAGCUACCACAACCUAGAACACCUGUUACCUGUAUCAAUAACACAUGAGAGCUUAUGUUACAUUUUAGUCCUUUGGCAGACGCUUCUAUCCAGGCUGACUGACUAACUUGUUAGGGGUUGAUAUAACUGAUUCUAUUUCCCUCCCUUCCUUCUGUAGGUAUCUACACCCUGCCGGAGCCAGGGGACUGCUUCAGCGAGGUGAGCUACGUGGAGCUGCAGAAGGAUGAGGCCUCCAAGCUGCUAGACCAGUAUAAGGACGAGAGCCGCUCUGCCCUGCCCCCAGAGAAGAAGGCCAAGAGAGGGGGAAGCAACCGCGGCCGUGGGGGCAGAGGGCAGAGGGGAGGAGGUCAGAGACAGAGGGGGGGGCCGAGGAGGCUUCCAGAUCAGAGGAAACUUCAGGGGGGGUAAGGAGUGUCCCUCUAAUACCUGAAGAGUAUGUCAGUAUGUGUGUGUAAAUACUUGGUUUGGUAUGUACUAUAUACUGUAUAUUGAUCUGUGUGUUUCUCUAACCAGGACCUCGUGGUGGAUUCAGUCCCCCUCCUCAAGGUUUCCUCCCUCCUCCGGCCUUCCGAGGGGGGUUCUCCAACCGGGGCAACAUCAACAGGGGGGUGGGGGCAUGCCAAGCAGGGGGGGCACACCCAGGGGGGGUCCUGGCAGGGGUAACAUGGGAGGUAACAGGGGAGGCAGCAUGACCCGCGGAGAAGGAGGAAGACGAGGGGACAACAGGGGCAAUUUCACACAGGUGGGUCACUGAUUAAUGUACCUGAUAGUAUUGUUGACUAAGUAUUCUUGACUACAACUGUCCCGAGUCUGACUGUAUCAGCUAGAGUGGGUUGUUGGAUUAUUGCAUUUCUAUAUAGGUUUCUGUAUAUAACAACAUAUAUUUGUACAACUCACCAAUUCUGCUGGAGGUCAGCUGGCAGUCCCAGGUGUCUGAUGGCUGUUGUUUUCUGCAGAAGUUCAGAGGCAGAGCAGGCAACAACCACAGCUUCAACAAGAAUGGCAACUUUGGCAAGAACAAUGCCCAGGCCUUCAACCAGAACUGGCAGCAGGGGGUAUGUACUGCUCCUGAUGUAGCUGGACAUAGAGCAGUGCAGCGCAGGCAAUGUUUGCACCGUAGAAAUAUAAUCUAGAUGGUUUGCACCUUAGGACCAAUAGAAUGGUUCAAAACUCUAACCUUUUACCUGUGUCUUCCAACUUUUAGUUCUGGAACCAGAAGCCAUGGAGCCAACAGUACCACCCAGGAUACUACUGA